Messenger RNA from Eublepharis macularius, 4191 nucleotides. It is a transcript of the gene SERINC1, whose product is annotated as serine incorporator 1. Gene Ontology annotation, cellular component: membrane. Lineage: Eukaryota; Metazoa; Chordata; Lepidosauria; Squamata; Eublepharidae. The coding region runs from base 109 to 1464 and encodes 451 amino acids. The record is from RefSeq and is a predicted model, not a curated record. The transcript is spliced from 10 exons.
CUCCCAACGAAACAGGCUGGGGAAUAAACAAGGCUUCAGUAUCUGACUGUGUCGGCGCCUCCAUCUUUAAAGGGCUGCCGCGCAACUCAGCUGCCUACAGGGAGCGAGAUGGGGGCAGUCCUGGGCCUUUGCUCCAUGGCGAGCUGGAUACCAUGUUUGUGUGGCAGUGCCCCAUGUCUGCUGUGCCGAUGCUGCCCCAGUGGUAAUAAUUCAACUAUAACAAGAGUGAUAUAUGCACUCUUCUUGCUCCUUGGAGUGAGUGUAGCAUGUGUGAUGCUAAUACCAGGAAUGGAAGAACAGCUGAAGAAGAUUCCAGGAUUCUGUGAUGAAGGCCACGUAAAUUGUGAUGUACUAGUAGGGUACAAAGCAGUAUAUCGAGUGUGCUUUGGUAUAGCUAUGUUCUUUCUCCUGUUUUCCUUAUUGAUGAUCAAAGUGAAGAGCAGCAGUGAUCCAAGGGCAGCAGUGCAUAACGGAUUCUGGUUCUUUAAAUUUGCCACAGCAGUUGCAAUCACGGUUGGUGCAUUUUUCAUUCCAGAGGGACCCUUUACAACUGUAUGGUUUUAUGUAGGCAUGGCUGGUGCUUUCUGCUUCAUUCUUAUCCAGCUGGUUUUACUAAUUGAUUUUGCCCACUCUUGGAAUGAAUCCUGGGUUGAAAAAAUGGAGGAAGGAAACUCAAGAUGCUGGUAUGCUGCUUUGCUGUCUGCCACAGCCCUGAACUACCUUCUGUCCUUGGUGGCAAUUGUCCUACUUUAUGUUUAUUAUACUCGCCCAGAUGGCUGUUCUGAAAAUAAGACAUUCAUCAGUGUCAAUAUGUUGCUGUGUAUUGGAGCAUCUAUAAUGUCAAUUUUGCCUAAAAUUCAGGAAUCACAACCAAGAUCUGGGUUGUUACAGUCAUCUGUCAUCACAGUUUAUACAAUGUAUCUAACCUGGGCAGCAAUGACCAAUGAGCCAGAUAGACGAUGCAAUCCAAGCUUGCUGAGCAUAAUUGGCUAUAAUUCCACAAGCACUCAAAGCCAGAGCCAAUUUGUCCAUUGGUGGGAUGCCCAAGGAAUUGUGGGGCUCAUUCUUUUCUUGCUGUGUGUGCUGUACUCAAGCAUCCGGACAUCCAAUAACAGCCAGGUAAAUAAAUUGACACUGACUAGUGAUGAAUCAACUCUGAUAGAAGAUGGGCUUCCCAGGAGUGAUGGUUCCCUUGAUGAUGGAGAUGAUUUCCACCGUGCUAUUGAUAACGAAAGAGAUGGAGUUACUUACAGUUACUCAUUCUUUCACUUCAUGCUUUUUCUUGCUUCGCUGUACAUCAUGAUGACUCUAACAAACUGGUAUAGCCCUGAUCCUACUUCUAAGUCAAUGACCAGCAAGUGGCCAUCUGUCUGGGUGAAGAUAUCUUCCAGCUGGAUUGGCAUUGUCCUCUAUGUGUGGACUUUGGUGGCUCCACUAGUGCUAACAAACCGUGACUUUGACUAAGCCAGGGAUCUCAUCUGAAAGAAGUUGUUUUGGUUGCUUACUUGAAGCUAUCUGUAUUCCUUACAAAGUUGUAAAUAUGAGUGUUGUGUACUAUCAUUGCAUUUUACUCUUUGUUCUGCAUGGUUACAUUUAAAUCAUGUUAUCUUGCCAUUUCAGUGACUGUUUCCAAGCUGAGCUCACUUACUACAAGAUUCACUUACAGGUAUGCUAGAUAUGAUGGUGACCUUUCUGAGUGUUUCUCCAUUUGUAUAGAAAAAGACGACUGGGGGUGGAACUAUUAGCUUGGAUCCUCAGCAGUGCAGGCAGAGUUCUGCUUCCCUGCUGCUCCCCUCUUCCUGGGAGCAAAUCGGGAGUCUGCAGUAGGAGGCAGGAUUUGCCAAAAAUCUCCCUUCCCUCCUGCACAGUCAGAAAAACCAUUUCAUCAGACGCUUUCCUUUGCUGACCAGAACCUUAGGAUCACAGACACUGUUUUAAAAGCAGGCACAAAAGCCUCACUUGCCCGUGGCUUAUCAUCCUAUAAACCCUUUACUAUAUUCUACUCUUUCAGUUGGGUUUCUCUACUGAAAGUGACACUGGCUGAAGGGCUGCAAGGAUGUAAACCAUGGGAGUGGUGGGAGAGAGCUUGACUCGCCUCACCUGUGCACCCCAUUUGCUUUGAAAACUGGAUUUCUCCUCCUGUCAUUCUAGGAGAUUGGGGUAGUUUGGAGUUUAAAUACAUCUAGUUUGCAUCUUACUACAAAAUACUGUGAGUGAAUGGAAUUAGGAGGGUCCUAUUUCAUGGAGCAGGGAAGGAAUGGCAACUGACCAUGGUUCAAAAAUAUUAUCUUCCUUUGAAGUGGCAACUGUAGUACUGUUUCUUUGAGCAGUAUAUUCCUCCCCUUCUCUUAGUAACUGCAGGAGGACUAGGAUCCACAUAUUGCAAAGGAGAUUCCUUCCUUUAGUGUUCUGAAGUAUCCAUUUUAAGGAAAGCAAUCUGUAGACCUGUUUGCAAUGAAAGGACAGUAUUUUAGAGUCCUGACUUUUUGCAGAAAAAUGCGCAUUCCACAAAAUGCUUUGAAUACUUAACCCCAUGAAAAUUUGGCUCAGCCCUACUACUCACUGCUUGGGUAUGCCUAGUUCUUGUGCUGAAAGAUUUUUUUAAUGAAAAGUAUUUGCAAUGUGUAUAAAUAGGACUGGAUUUAUCGCCAAAUAUUUGCUGCUAUAAUUACAUGGAUAACCACCAAGUGUUAGGAAAACUACAAGCCAGGGCUGCCUUUGACAAUCUUCUUGGCCCUUCAUUUGCAGGGUUGCAAUCCAGUACUAAUUUUGGUGCAGCUCAUGUAUUAGUAUAUAAUCCUACUUUCAACCGAGAUGUGUGUACUAGAAAGAUGAAGAAAUUAAGGCUAUGAGAGAGAGCUGAUGGCGGCAAGGCUUUAAGGCUACCGGUUACUUGGGAGAGGCUGAGUUUAGGUCUGAUGCUUGAAGGUAUGUCUCAUCUUAUUUUACCAUUGACCAGUGGAAGCUGGAAGCCUGAGCUUCCUGAAUGAGGACCAGCAGGAGCAAAAGAAUGUCCAGCCUUUGUUGAAAGAGGAGGAAGCCAUGGAUUGUUUUUUGGGAGCGAAGGAACAUUAGCUCAGCAGCCACUUCCUUCAAAUUCUGGGUUUUCAAACGCUUACUCUGAAACGUAUUUCUACUAGGAGUUUUCUGUCACUGGGGAAGAGUCUGAGCUGCAUGGCCCUUGCAUUCUGUAGUUGGUGCUGCUUUGUACCAAGUACAGGUCUUGCAUUAGAGGGAUGGGGAGAGAAAUGUUUACUACAAAUUUGCACUUCAAAUUUGAACACUCUCGCAUGAGGUUUCUGGAUGUGAAAAUAACUAUCAUGUUGCUCUGGUUUGUUUUUUAAAAAAAUAAUGUGCAUUGCAGUGUAAUAUUAGUUAUUAAAAGUGUAUAGAAUAUAUAUAAGCUUGUUCAUUUUUGUAUCAUUUUGGUAGUGCAUCUUUUAAAAUAAACUCAAUCAGUGUUUGAAGAUAUUUAGCCAAGUGAUAAUUGCAGGAACUGAAGCCUCAAACUAGUGUCCCUCUAGUGCUGUUAACUGUAGUGGUAUACCAUUGUUUGCAAUAGAACACACCAAGAAAAUGGACUCCUGCUGUCAGCAUUUGAUUUUUAGUUUUCGGUUUGCAAACACAUUAACAAUGCUUUUUAUGCUAUUCUUCCAAAACUGUUCCUUUUGGGUUAUUGUAGCAUCCUUUGAAAAGUUGUGCUCUUCAGAAAUAUUUUUUACAGGAUAAGCCGAUGAGAUUAGUAUUAAUUUGCAUUUAAAGAACAUCUGCAUUUUAUUGCUGGUCUCUGCAAGGAUACUGGUUCAUAUGCAGCAUGUCUUUCAUUGCUGGCAAUGGGCACAUAGAUUUUUACUGGGGGAAUGCCUUUGUCUGCAUAUCCAGUAAUUUAGUAUACUUUAAGAACUUAAAUAUCAUGCUUGUUGCUUUAAUUGAAAGUACAGUUCUGGCUUAUUCCAAUUUUAAGGUUGUCCAGUUGGAAGUGAACUAUAUUUCAGUUUCUGUAGCAAUCCUACUACUGGAUACACUGCUUAUUAAAUUUAUUCAAAACACAUUGUGAUGUAUACUUACAUGCUGAUUACGUUCAGUGUGAAAAAUACAGUUGAAGGUAGGUUUAAUAUUAAAUGUGUAGCCAUUUUGAAUGUGAAUGUAUGCUGUACCAAUCAAUAAAUGUUCAGAUAUAUUUCUUCUGUU